Cottoperca gobio is the source of this 1451-nucleotide messenger RNA. RefSeq names its product cd7 antigen-like (gene cd7al). Gene Ontology annotation, biological process: adaptive immune response. The record is from RefSeq and is a predicted model, not a curated record. Gene Ontology annotation, cellular component: membrane. The transcript is spliced from 5 exons. Lineage: Eukaryota; Metazoa; Chordata; Actinopteri; Perciformes; Bovichtidae. The coding region runs from base 113 to 1204 and encodes 363 amino acids. Gene Ontology annotation, molecular function: signaling receptor activity.
CUGUCUACCAAACCUUUUACACCCAGUUCUAAAGGGUUACACGAGUGCUGUCAUGGUUUACAUCACGGACUUCCCUCAGGAUCUUAAUUAGUGUCUUCUGACAAUAUUAAAGAUGACGAGGAUCCAGUGCCUGGCCUGUCUGUGGACUCUGUUCAUCACACAGACUGGAUUUGUGUGCAGCCAGGUUGAGUUCUUGGAGAGGAACGAGGGGGAUUCUGUGGUUCUUCCCUGCGUGGUUGAGCAAAGGAAUCCUUCUCCCUACGGUGUGUACUUGAGGCGCAGCUGGCUGCAUCCCAAUGAAGUGCUGUUCAUGUACACCAAGAGCGACUUCACUGUGGAAAAGAGUGAUGACCAGAACCGCAUCAGUGUCAGUGGAGACCCGAGCAGCCACUCUCUGAACGUGACCAUCUCUCAGCUGAGUGCCAGUGACACAGACCGCUACUACUGUGAGUUUGUCGUGGACAACCCUUCCUCUAAAGACGAUGAAAUACGUGGGAAGACUGAAUAUUUCCUCCUUGUUAAUGCCGAUGCCCCUGGGUCAGUGGGCAUUGGGUUGGUAGAGACGUGUUCUGGGGGCUCGGCCGUCCUCCCCUGUCUCCCCCCACACGGGGAGGCCUUGGCCGUGAAGGGGGUGAGUCUGAAUCGGCAGAGGGGCCGGGGACCUGUGGAGGUGUUGUACCACUCAAAGCGGCAACACGGCAACAGCCCUCCAUCCUCCUCCCAGUUCCCUGUCGAGAGGAUCCAUCUGUCCUCGGCGCCCGGCCCCGGGGGCCUCACCUACAACCUCACCCUGCAGCAAAUGCAGCCAGACGACAGCGCCCUGUACAGCUGCCAGCUGCUCAUGCGUGAUGGGCUCGACACCAGCACCGGUCUAGGGAGACAAGUGUUCUUUGUUUCUGUGCAAGGUCAGUGUGGCUGCUUCCAGUACUCCACUCUGCUAUAUGCUUUGUCCUCAGCCGUGGUCGUUCUCCUUCUCCUCCUCCUCGCAUUUGUGGUGAUUUUUAAAGGCAAAGCACGGCGCAGCGCCAAGUCCCUCUCUCAGGCUCCCAUCUACGAGGAGAUGACAGGGGUGCAGAGUGUCAGACGAAAACUGGCCCCCCACCAUCUGGAGGAAAUGGAAUCUUCUGAGUACAGCAACUGCCAUGUGAAGAAAUCCUGUCCUGAAAACCAUUAUGAAAGCCCCAAGAGUGAGUCUCAGAAAUGAAGACCUUGUCACCAGCAUCGGGAACUAGACGAACUCAUCAGCUGCCUUAACUGGACUCCAUUUAGCACUCUGAAGUUUUUCUCCAACAGAUCUUUAACAGAAAGACUCCCCAUACUGUCUUUCAUCUCAUAUUGGAUCGUUGAUAGUUUGAAAAAGUGUUUGUAUUUUGGAAUUUUCUUAAGAACCUGUAAUUGUUGAUUGCCACUCUCUGUUUUAGCAAAUUAAAGGUAACAAAGUUAUGUCACUG